ACAGUGUACUGGCUGAUAAGAGACUUGACAACGUAUACGAUACGUUUCAUCGUCGUCGACAGAUUUUACAGAGGUGUUUCCAGUUGAUGUUCUUAUAGAAGCACAGUAACACAUCAUGGAGAACGUUGUGAUGCCGAGGGAUACUGGGAGGUUGAUUGCAGAGACAAGCAAAGAUGUCAAGGUCAAAGGUCACGGAGUACAGAAACUUGCCAAGUUGAUGUAUGAAUGUGUGAAAACAAAGACAUACACAAUUCAAAACUGGAAAAGUGACCACGAACUAAACCCAAAAGUCAUGUCCAAAGCAGAGGUAGACUGGGUUUUUGUGGCAGACACCUUAAAUUUCUCAUUUUGGUCAAUGGAUGACUCGAAGAAGUUCAAGGUGACAUACAAGGGCAAAGGGUAUACUGGUUAUUGGUCAUGGGUGGCAGCUCUCAACCGUGCACUAGAUAAUGGUAUUCCUCUGACAGACCCUAAUUACUAUGCCAGUGUUAGUAUGGAACAGCUGUGUGAUAUAUUUAAGUCGGACACAGAUUACGAUGUACCAAUGUUAGAGGAAAGAUUGCAGGUCCUGCAGGAAGCAGGCAAAGUCCUACUGAAGAAAUAUGAUGGAAGUUUUGUAAACUGUAUAGAGAAAUGUGAUAAAAGUGCUCAGGCAUUGAUGCAGCUGGUGGUCAGAGAUUUUCCAUCCUACAGAGACGAGGCAGUCUAUAACGGCAAACAAGUUGCAUUUUACAAAAGAGUACAGAUUUUGAUUGCGGACAUUUGGGCUUGUUUUGAGGGGAAAGGUUAUGGAGAGUUUCACGAUAUUGACAGCAUAACCAUGUUUGCAGAUUACAGGAUUCCACAAGCUUUGGUCUACUUUGGUGCUAUAGAAUAUUCUGAAGACCUUGCAGAAUAUAUGAAAGCAGACAAGAUGAUGGAGACUAGUGACCGGUAUGAGACAGAGAUCAGGGGUUGCAGUAUAUGGGCCACUGAGUUAGUGUGCGAGGAAGCGAAGAAGUUAUUGAAGGAGGAUGCUGAGACUAAAGAUUCUCACAUCAACUCCAUCAUCAUUGACCAUUAUCUCUGGGACUAUCGACGCGAUCAUGCAGAUGACCCAAAGAUGGCCACCAUUCCAUUCCACAAAAUACGUUGCAUAUAUUACUGAAUCAGUUUUUACUGUCAAUCUUUUUUUUUAUCUGCAAGGUCAAGGUCAGAGUGUUUCUAAAACCCAGCUUAUAAGUGCUCCAAGUGUAUAUGUUUAUAAAGGUAGAUCUGACAAGGUGACAUUCAGGCUGUUCCUAGAACCCAGCUUAUGAGUGCUCCAAGUGUAUAUGUUUAUAAACAUAGAUCUGACAAGGUGACAUUCAGGCUGUUCCUAGAACCCAGCUUAUGAGUGCUCCAAGUGUAUAUGUUUAUAAACAUAGAUCUGACAAGGUGACGUUCAGGCUGUUCCAAGAACCCAGCUUAUAAGUGCUCCAAGUGUAUAUAAUUAUGUAUCUGACAAGGUCAAGGUCAGAAUGUGUGUUCCAGAUGCUGAACUUAUUAGUGCUUUCAGAUACACAUUGGGAUAUCUGUCAAAUUCAUAUACAUAACUGAAGUGUUUAUUUUUAGAGAAUUUUGUUUUUACUUAAUAUAUUUGACUUUUAUAGGAUGUUUACACUUUUCAGAUAAAAACAUAUGUUUUGCUUCCCAUUCUGUUAACAAAACUAGAAACAAAUAAUAAUGUUUUGUUUGGUUCUUCAGUAAUUUCUGGGUUUUUAAUUAUAUACAAUGACUGCUUUACCUACAGGAGAUUCUAGUUUCUAUCAUAGAUAGGUUGGACUGUAUUAUACAUAGAGAGAUUCAACAUUCCAUUUAUCAUUUGUCAUUAAAACCCGUCUUACUGUAUGGCUGUAAUUGUAUAUGAUUGAUACAUGCUUGUGAUGAUAACACAAUAAAACAGGUAAAGUACUCCAAUAGAUAGGGAUCUGCUGAAAACCUGUCAAACAUCCCGGACAUUUCUGUAGCUUAUAGGAAUGGAUCUACUGAGUCAGAGCCUGCCAAUUAAAGAUCCAAGAAAUUGGUAUAAAAUAAGACUGGAUCAGUAGAGUGUUGAAUCAUAGCAACAGAGCUCCAGUUGGAAAAGAUAAGAUGGGUUGUAUUGUCUCAAUGUUUUGUUAUGAGCAAUUUCACACACCAUUGGUUUAGAGAUGUUUUGUGUUUAUACCAA
Ylistrum balloti is the source of this 2191-nucleotide messenger RNA. Its product is annotated as queuosine 5'-phosphate N-glycosylase/hydrolase-like. The record is from RefSeq and is a predicted model, not a curated record. Bases 116 to 1147 code for a protein of 343 amino acids. The transcript is spliced from 10 exons. NCBI's taxonomy places the organism in Eukaryota, Metazoa, Mollusca, Bivalvia, Pectinida, Pectinidae.